ACGAGUUGAAACGAUAGAAUAUUGGAUUGCCAGAGAGAAUGUGAAAGAGAAGAGGUGAAGAGCAGAGGAACUUCCUCUUCCGGCUCAUCCACGGGAGUAAUUUGGUGUCGCCGGAGCCUCUUGUGCUGUUUGGAGGGUCGAAGCGGCUCCUGGGAGAUAAAGAGGAUGCCAAGAAGAGCACUUUGGACAACAAAGAAUGAGAAGCAGUAUUAAAAUGUAAAAUAAACCAUCAAUCAAAAUAUUUCCCAUUUCCUCUGCAAAUGGUAAAAACAAACCUUCUUCCUCAGCAGAUGAGAGGCAAGUGAGAGAAUAAAACCAAUAAUUUUUUCACCUGAAAGAAAUAUAGUACCCGGAACUCAAGAAAACAUUACAUGAAAACUCAAAGGAGAUAAUUUCCAUAUAAAGAAAAAGAAGUAAAUACCUGGAAGUAAGUGGAAAGAAAAAGGUCCCUUGGAUAGCCAAAAUGGGCAGGCAUUAAAAUGGGCAGGCCUUUGAGAAAGAAAAUAAUGGCUUGAAUCAAGCAACUUCCAAAUAAGAGAUCACAAAUAUUUUUUGCCUCCUCAAGAAUUCAAAAAUAUCAGUUUUGGGGGGAAAACCCCCCCACAGACUUCCCAUUGUGGAAAAAACACAGCUGAUCACAGCUGAUCCACCCAGUGAAAAAUGAUACAAGUAUUUAGCAUGUGGCAAAAGCCUUUUCUCAGAAAAGCUUCCUCAUGAUUCAUUGAAUGACCCAUACCAGAGGAAAAAAAUCUACCAGUGUUGCCAAUAUGACAAAAGAUUAAGUAUGAACACCAAUGUAGUGAGAUACACAAGGGCUCAGGCUGGGGAGACAAACAUUGAAUGCCCUGUUUGUGGGAAAAAAUUCACACAGAAUUCUGAUCUGGUGUUACACCAGAGGACUCACAUGCAAGAGAAGCCAUAUAAGUGUACUGACUGUGGAAAACGUUUCAUUUGGAUUUGUCACCUGAAGAUACACCAGAUGACUCACAAACGAGAAAAUCUAUAUGAGUGUCAAGUUUGUGGGAAAGGUUUUAAUUGGAAUUCUCUCCUGGUGGAACAUCAGAAGACUCACACAACAGAGAGACCAUAUGAGUGUCCUGAUUGUGGGAAAGAUUUCUCUCGGAAAUUUAACCUGGUGAAGCAUCAGAGGACUCACACAGGAGAGCGACCAUAUGAGUGUCCAGAUUGUGGGAAAAAUUUCUCUCAGAAAUUUAACCUGGUGAAACAUCAGAGGACUCACACAGGAGAGAAACCAUAUGAGUGUCCUGAUUGUGGGAAAGAUUUCUCUCAGAAAUUUAACCUGGUGAAUCAUCAGAGGACUCACACAGAAGAGAAACCAUAUAACUGUCCUGAUUGUGAGAAAAGUUUCAGUCACAAUUCCUACCUGGUAAAACAUCAAAUGACUCACACAGGAGAGAAACCAUAUAUCUGUCCUGAUUGUGGGAAAAGUUUCAAUCGGAAUUCCUACCUGGUGAAACACAUGAAAACUCAUACGGCAGAGAAACAGUAUGAGUGUCCAGAAUGUGGGAAAAGUUUCAAUCAGAAUUCCUUCCUGGUGCAACACCAAAAUAUUCACACAGGAGAAAAACCAUAUAAGUGCCUGGAUUGUGGGAAAAGAUUCAGUUGGAAUUUCCACCUGGUGAUACACCAGAAGACUCACACAGGAGAGAAACUGUACAAAUGUCCAGAAUGUCAGGAAAGUUUCACUAUUAAGUCUGAACUGGUGAAACACCAGAAGACUCAUAGAGGAGAGAGACUGUUUGAGUGUCCUGAUUGUGGGAAAAGCUUCCCUCGGAAUUCCAAGCUGUUGAGACAUCAGAGAACUCACACGGGAGAGAAACCAUAUGAGUGUCUGCAUUGUGGGAAAAGUUUCAGUCAGAAAUCUAACCUAGUGGUACACCAGGAGACUCACACAGGAGAAAAACCAUAUCAGUGUCCAGAUUGUGGAAAACGUUUCAAUCAGAAUUCCUACUUGGUGAAACACCAGAGGAUUCACAGCGGAGAAAAACCGUAUAAGUGUCUUGAAUGUGGGAAGAGUUUCAGUCGGAAUUCCCAUUUGGUGAUACACUUGAGGAGUCACACAGGAGAGAAGCCAUAUGAAUGUCCAGAUUGUGGGAAAGAUUUCCGUUAUAUGUCUACCCUUAUAAAUCAUGUAAGAUUGCACAUAGGGGACAUGGAACGGCCGAUGCCAGAGGAGCAGCUCUACCAGUGUUCCCAAUGUGGCAAAAAAAUUAGCAUGCUAACCAAUCUGGUAAGACACGAGAGGACUCACACUGCAGAGAAAAUCUUUGAAUGUCCUGAUUGUGGGAAAACGUUUAGUCAGAAUUCCAUCCUGCUGAUACAUAAGUGGGUUCACACAGGAGAGAAACCAUAUGAAUGCCAAGAUUGUGGGAAAAGUUUCAGUUGGAAUUCUCUCCUGGUAGAACAUCACAGAAUUCACACAGGAGAGAAACCAUAUGAGUGUCCUGAUUGUGGAAAAGAUUUCUCUCGGAAAUCCGACCUGGUGAAACACCAGAGGACUCACACAGGAGAGAAACCGUAUGAAUGUUCAGAUUGUGGAAAAGGUUUCAAGGGGAAUUCUGACCUAGUGAUACACCAAAGGAUUCACACAGGUGAAAAACCAUAUGAGUGUCUACAAUGUGGGAAAAGAUUCAUUCAAAAUUUCCACCUUGUGCGACAUCAGAGGACUCAUACAGGAGAGAAACCAUAUAAGUGUCCUGAUUGUGGGAAAAGUUUCACUCAGAAUUCUGACCUGGUGAUACACCAGAGGACUCACACACAAGAGAAACCGUAUGAGUGUUCAGAUUGUGGGAAAUGUUUCAGUUGUAAUUCUGACCUGAUGAAACAUCAGAGAACUCACACAGCAGAUAAAUUAUAUAAAUGUCAUUGUGGAAAAAGUUUCAGUCUGAAUUCCUACCUGAUAAAACACCAGAGAACUCACACAGAAGAGAAACCAUAUAAAUGUCAUGAUUGUGGAAAAAGUUUCAGGCAGAAUUCCUACCUGGUGAAACACCACAGGAUUCAUACGGAAAAGAAAACAUAUGAGUGUCCGGAAUGUGGAGAAAGUUUCAGUUGCAAGGCUCAACUAGUGAAGCACCAGAAGACUCACAGAGGAGUGAGACUGUAUGAGUGUCCAGAUUGUGAGAAGAGUUUCACUCAAAAUUCCAAGUUGUUGAGACAUCACAGGACUCACACAGGAGAGAAACCGUAUAACUGCUCAGAUUGUGGGAAAAGUUUCAGUCAGAAUUCCAACCUGGUGAUACACCAGAAAACUCACACAGGAGAAAAACCAUAUCAGUGUCCAGAUUGUGGGAAAGGUUUCACUCAGAAUUCCUACCUGGUGAUACACCGAAAAACUCACACUGGAGAAAAACCAUAUCAGUGUCCAGAUUGUGGGAAAAAAUUCUGUCAUAAUUCCUACUUAGUGAAACACCAGAGGACUCACACUGGAGAGAAACCAUAUGAGUGUCUUGAAUGUGGGAAAAGUUUUGCUUGGAAUUCCCAUUUGGUGAUACACCAGAGGACUCACACAGGAGAGAAGCCAUACGAAUGUCCGGAUUGUGGGAAAGAUUUCAGUAGUAGAUCUAACCUUAUAAAUCAUGUAAGGUCACAUAUAGGGGAGUAACCAUUCAAAUAGGUAGAUUGCAAACAGUGUUUCACACAAAGUUCCUCCCUUAUCACACAAGAAAUUCCAUAUGAUACAACAUUUGAUAUGUGUAGAAGAAUCUUGAAAUUUUUUGGUUGUCAUUGGAAACCCAGCUGAACAAUUAAACAAUUACUUGCAUGAUUCUCUUUAGGAAAUGUCUUAGUAUCAAACGUGAGGGUGUAAUAGAAUAGAAUAACAAAGUUGGAAGAGACUUUGUCAUCUAGUCCAAUCACUGCAGGAUUAGUGGCAUAUGUAAAUGCUGUUAUUAGGUUAAUAAAUAUAAGCAAACAUCUGUUCCAAAUCAAGUUUCUGAUGAGCAGGCAUCUCUUCUUAUCCCAGUACUUAGGGAAACAGCUAGAUCUUCCUUGCUUUAUGGAAGACUUGGAGGAGAAAGGCCUCCAAACCUCAGGGGAAAAUUUUUUCAUUGGGCAGAAUCUGCAACGGAAAAGACUCACUUCCUAUCUCCUAAAAGAUGGCAUGGGGGAUGACAGUCGUGCUCUGCCCAGGGCGGAAACAGCAGCUAGAAAGUGGAUUGAGGUCAGGUCAGUGAAGAAAUCAGGAGCAAGUAGAGCUGCCUGAUUUCCUACAUGGUGUAAAAGCAGAGAAGGAACUAGGCUGCUAUAUAUUUCUUCCCACUCCAGAUUUUAUUUCAUCUGUGCUGACUUAAAAACUGGUACCCACAAUUUUCUACUGUUUGUAAAAAGUCUCCUUCACCCUAUGAUUGAUUUCUUGGGAUUUUAUAGACAUGUUGUUUUCUUGGCAACAAUAAGGGAUGGAUCUGUCACUGGUCUCUGUUGGGAUUUUAUUUUUUUUUAAUUUCCAUGUUUAGCUAACAAGCAUGGUGUUAUUUUUACUUUGAAUAAAGGCAGGAUAUAAAUA
Molecule: messenger RNA, 4525 nt
Organism: Thamnophis elegans (Western terrestrial garter snake)
Lineage: Eukaryota; Metazoa; Chordata; Lepidosauria; Squamata; Natricidae
Product: zinc finger protein 850-like
Exons: 3
Coding region: 785-3625 (946 amino acids)
Biological process (GO): negative regulation of transcription by RNA polymerase II
Molecular function (GO): DNA-binding transcription repressor activity, RNA polymerase II-specific
Source: RefSeq, a predicted model, not a curated record